UGGCUGCACUGACUGCACCUUGAGGAAGCGAGGCUGGGAAUUGUGCGGAGAUUAUUUAGCUCUAUCCUGCAUUUUAUAUACUCUCGUUGUGCGAUGAUGGAGGCAGCUAGCAACAAAAUCUACAAGUCAAGACUAUUUACAUCAAAUGUUCUUUUACAGAAAGAUGAAUUGGAGGAGAGAUUAGAGAAGUGUCACGGCCUUCUCACUUCUGUUGUUUCCAACCUGUCUGAAAAUGAAGCUCACGAUGCUCUAAAUCAAAUGGUGUCCAAAGGUCCACAGCAGCAUGAGGAAGCAUCUCUUGGUCUGCUUUAUAUUAUAUUAGUGGAACAAACUGCUGCACCAAAGGCUUACAGAGAUCUGACAUGUAUUACAAGAGAUGGAUUGAGUUUGAUUAUGACAAGAUUGAUUGGAAUUGUCACAGAGAAGCUGAAUAAGCUACUUGAUGCUGUUAGAACACAGGUAUUGUGGCUUUCUAAUGAACUCAUUAAGAGCACUGUUCCUGGUGUGGAAGGACUCUGUCAAGUUCUCCUUAGGCAAAUUUCUGGAGGUGAUAAUUCACCCUCGAAUGUCUGGCUCGCAGAAAAUGUAUUAGGAUUGUUGAACACCAACAGAGCUUGGCUGGAGAAAAACCCUAUACUCUUGGCCACUGCUGUGUAUACUUACCUUAGAUUAUUAGAGGAUCAUGAAGCAGCGCCAUUCAAGAACUUACGACAAAUGGAAAUUGAAUUCUGUUCCUCCUUGUUGAAAGAAAGGUUUGCAGACUGCAUUCCUAUUGGACGAGACCUUGUGCGACUGCUUCAAAAUGUGGCUAGAAUACCAGAGUUCAAUGCACUGUGGAAGGAUAUUGUACACAAACCUCAGUCGCUGUGUCCACAGUUUACAGGUAUUGCUCAGUUGCUUCACACAAGAACUUCUCGAAAGUUCCUCGCAUGUAGACUGCAUCCUGAGAUGGAGAACAAGAUUUUGUUUUUAACGUCUAAGGUUAAGUUUGGUCAGCAGAAAAGAUAUCAGGACUGGUUUCAAAAGCAGUAUCUGUCCACCCCUGAAAGCCAGAGCCUGCGGGGAGAUCUGAUUCGCUACAUUAUUGGUGUGGUGCAUCCUUGUAAUGAAGUGCUGUGUUCUGAUAUUAUACCACGAUGGGCCAUUAUUGGCUGGCUUUUGACAUCUUGUCAGACUGCAGUUUCUACAGCAAAUGCUAAACUUGCCUUGUUCUUUGACUGGCUCUUUUAUCAACCAGAUAAAGAUAACAUUAUGAAUAUUGAACCUGCUAUUUUGUUGAUGCACCAUUCUAUACGAAGUCACCCAGCAAUCACAAGUACCUUGAUGGACUUUCUCUGUCGGAUUAUUCAAAAUUACAGCACUUUACCUGAUGUUCAAGUUAAACAGGGAGUUAUCAAAGCAUUUCGGCAUAUUCUCAGUAAAAAAGUUGUAAUGUCCUUGUCUCCUUUGUUUGACAACCCUAAGAUGGACAGAGACCUUAGAAGUUUGAUAAGAAACACCUUGGCUGAGUUCUGUGACUCAGGUUCAAAACUUGAAGAAUCAUCAACAUCAGCGUUUAGCAAAGUAGAGAGCUCCUCAGCUUCUUCAUCAAGUGAUAUGCUCAGUUCACUGGGAUCCAGAAUGAUGGAGGCAGACACGAGUAGCAGCUCAAAGGACACUGAAUUGGCGGACAGUGGGGUUGAUGAAGAGCUGGAGCCACCUGACGAAGAAGCUGUGUUCUCUGACCCUGAUGAGGACGAGGACAGUGACAUGACAGCCAACAAAUCAGACAACAGUAAAGAGAAGGACUACGAGUUUAAACCAAUUGAAAAGGAAGCUUUAGAUGAGAAUGAAGAAAGAGAUAGCAAUGAAGAUAUCACUGAGCUUGAAGAUCUUGAGAAUUUGGGAGAUGAUCUGAAAGAGCUGGUUAUUAAAUUCUCUCAACAAAGCGACCCGGCAGUGCGAUCCAACAAAAUGGAAGAUAUCCUUAAAUGUAUUGAAUCCCUGGAUGAAUUUGAAGAUGAAACAGCAAAGUCUUUAGCAGUUUGUCUCAACUUUUGCCUGAUAGAUGAAUUAAUGACUCCAUGUAUCUCAAAGGACAGGAAUCCAGAGGACUGUCUAGAUGGACCAAUCUAUGUGCUGUGUCGGAGUAUCUGUGUUCUUCCCACCCAUGAUGUUGGUAGAGAGAGACACCUGACAUUGCUAGGGGCUCUACACACAGUGGAUCAAAAGUUUGGCUAUCGUUUUCUCUUCUUCCUAAAAGCAAGUGUUACAGAUGACGAGCGGCUCACAAUAUACGAGGACUUUGCGAACACGUUCCGAGGAGAGAAGACACUUCAAGGAUGCAUAAGAGAUGAUUUGAAGGUUUGCCAGGAUUAUGAUAUCAAGGCCUUCCGCUAUAUCAUAUGCUCUAUUUACAAAAAGUUUCCAGAAUACGUUGUAGGAAACUCUGAAGUUCUUCACAUGCUUGUUGGAACCAUGGAGCCAAGACAGUUAAACCAGCUGAUGAGUGAGAUAACUUUGGGGGAAUUGACAGUAUUUGGAGAGGAUAGCAAACUUGACACCUUGCUAGAGAGUACUCUAGAAUGGGAGUCAUUUGAACAGCAGUGUGUGUGGCACCUUAUCCAAGCUGAGGAUGUGUUGCUGGAGUCAUUUGUCAAUAUUCUUCCUUCACUUAAAAAGGAUCUGCAUGCGGAGGCUUUGUCAAACUUACUUAUUCUCAUGAAAAGUGUUGCUCCUUCUGCGGACCUUGUUAUUCCAGUCUUAUCAAUGGAAUGUUCCGAAAAAAGGCCUGGAAACCAGUUUAGCGUUUCGCUGCUUAGAUACUGGGCACAGGAAUACCCAAGAGAACUUGCACAACUGAUUGGCCAACAGCUUUGUAAACAAGCCUCAGCAAGCAAGAAAAGAAAAGGUGCUAAAAGUCAGCUAGGUACAAAUUUGGAGCUUGUACUGAGCCAUUUGGACUGGCUUCACAAGAUAUGCCAAGAGCAAGAAGAUUUGAGCUUUUUCAAACACGAUGGCCUGAGAUCUGCUUUAGAUCAAGUCAAGCAAACUGCAAGCGAAGCAAGAAAAAAUAAGUUUAAGCAGUUAUUUUCAAUGUGUGAAGAUAAAGACAGCAGGAAAAGGACUACACGGGCAUCCAUUCUAGCUGCUAACAGGGCAGCAUCAUCUUCCUCUGAAAGUGAAGAGGAAGAAGAACAAGCAGUGAAACCUCGCAACGCUAAGCGAAGGAGGAAAGCCAACACCACUGUUGAUUCAGACAGUGAUGAAUAGUAAUAAAUCGCUCUCUUGCUGUUUUUUACCCAUGGAUUGCUCUCUCUGUAAGAGUGCGUAAUAACGGCAGCAUCGAUAGAAGGAAGCGAAACGUUUUGGCUCCCGGAAUGAAUUAGGCUGCGUUAAAUGUGGACUUGAAAAUGACGUGCUCGAGUUAAACUUGCAAGGAUCUAGAAAUUGCGCAGGUAAAUGAAAUACUUGAAAUUUCGGCAGUCGGCAUCCUGCAAGGUGAUCAAACCACGAUCUAUAAAGUGGAGUUGAAUGAUCUUCUCAGUCCACUCAAACAAUCAGUGAUGCAUAUUUAGCCAUUUCUACUUUUUCAACAUUGUAACUCUUGAGUACUGCCUUUAUGUUCCUUUAGGGGAAGAAAACUCUGUCCUCUUUAAACAUAGUAUUUUCAUCCAUUUUACCUUCACCUUAAUGCACUACAUCUGCCUUUAAUUGGUAUUUUCAUAAUCCAAAAAGAUUGGAGUUUAGUGCAAACUAAACAAUGAACGAAGAAACUCUUGCUAUUCGAUUAUAUCUCUGUCUUUGCGGAGGUCUGGGUGCUUAUUCACUGGAAUUUUUCUCAUACCAAGAAGAGUUUCAACAAAGUUCUUGUUUCAUUCUGAGAACUCUCGUUCAACGAAGUGUUGUGUUCUCUUACUAAGUAACAUAAAGGGCUGGAGUAUUUGCUCCUUUCCUCGGCACGAUCUUCCUCGCCGGCUGCAAGAUACAAGAACACGAAACGUAUUUCGAUCACUACUUCACGUUAACGCGGUUUUGACCUCUAAAAAAGUGACCAGCAUCUAAUUUCUCCUCACAAUCACACAUUAAGGUCUCGAGAAUAAAGGAAAGGACCACUAACUAAAGGAACUGUUCAUUGAUAAAGAAGUUCUCCUUGUCAGCACUUUGGGAAAUGUAUGGAGAAUAGUAUGGAGAAUAUGGAUAUUGAUAUUAAGGUGAAAAUAGUUAAACAGGAAACGAAACAGUCAGAAAUUACUUGGGAACCCUGUGGAGCAACUACGUUUCAUCUUGCCUAGAACUUAAAUUCGUGUAGCACACCGGCGUAGCCAGAAAGGUUCCGGCGACGCUAAUAUCCAGUCAUCUCGACCGCACAAGUUGGUCAAUA
Molecule: messenger RNA, 4363 nt
Organism: Pocillopora verrucosa
Lineage: Eukaryota; Metazoa; Cnidaria; Anthozoa; Scleractinia; Pocilloporidae
Product: integrator complex subunit 3
Cellular component (GO): cytoplasm
Source: RefSeq, a predicted model, not a curated record